AAAAAGUUUGUAAAUUUGUAACAAAGUCUAUUCACCCCCCCUCUAGACUUUGUAACUCACCACUUCGGGACCACCAAUUGGUAUCAAAGCAGGUUUCUCACUAUCUACUUUUAGAUUAACGAGAAGCGAUCAUAAUGGUGAACAAUAUGGAUCACGGUUUGCCCAAGUUUUCUCUUCUAGGUUAUGAUGAUUGGAAGAUCAUGAUGGAAGCACAUCUCUACGCUCUACAUGAUUGCAUGUGGAUGGUGCUUGAGGAUGGACCCUUGAAAAUCCAAAUGGAGAACCCUGAGAGGAAUCCAGCUGCUCCAGAUGUAGUCCAGUACAUUCCAAAACCCAAAGAAAAAUGGGAUGAUAGAGAUUGCAAAAAGCACAAUCUGGACAACGUCGCCAAAGCAACCAUCUUCAAAACACUUGAUCCCAUCACCUUCUCCAAGAUUAAGCAUCUCAAGACUGCCAUGGAGAUUUGGCAAGGUCUUGGGAAGCUAUGUGAGGGAUCAGAGGACCUAAGAAAGCAGAAGAUAGAAGUCCUGCUUGAGAAGUUCAAAAGCUUCAAAAUGCUUCCCGGAGAAUCAUUUGACAUGUUGGAUGAAAGAUUCCACAAAAUAUUGAAUGAUCUUGCCUCACUUAACCACAUUCUUUCUCCCAAAGAAAAGAAUGUAAGGUUGCUGAGAUCACUCCCAAUUGAGUGGUACACCAAAGCCACAGCCAUGGAAGAAGGAAGAAACCUGGAAAACUACACUGUUCAAGGUCUCCUUGAUGAACUCAAAACCUAUGAGCACGAGCUGAAAAAGAAGAAGGAAGAACAAGUCACUCCCUUCCCCACGGCAUUGAUGACAACCUCAAGAAUUCCAUCAAGUGAAGGGAUAUGCACAAGAAACAGUGACACACCUUCCCCCAGCCAGCCGACAAGCUCAAAAAUGGAGAACUACGAAGAGGAAUUUGCCAUGAUGGUCAAACAAUUCCGGAAGUUCAAGAAGUUCUUCAAGAAGGCUGAUUCAAUCAGAAGGCCAUCCAAGGGAAAGACACAGGUAAGUGACUCCCCUCCUGAAUCUUAUUUAUAUUAUAACUGCAGGAAGCCUGGCCACUGGAAGUCAGCAUGCCCGUACCCAAAGGUGGAGAAGUACGGAGAAAGAGAAAGGAUCGAGAAGAAAAAGAAAGCAAUGGUUGCUGUUGAAAGUGACGAGUCAUCCAGCUCAAGCUCGGAUGAAGAAGCCCUCGUCUGCAUGGAGCGCAAAGUUGAGAAGUCCAACCGUGAGGAUAGGUGGACUAUGUCAGAAGAUGACACUCUCUGCUUAAUGGCCAAGGAUGAUGCUGAUCAAGAGGGCGGAGAUUCCAUGGAAGUCAUCUUCCACGACGAACGAGGGACAAGGAUUCAUGCUCAACUUAAGAGUUCCGAAAAGAGGCGUUUUGAAAGCCAAAUUAUUGAAGAUGGCGUCUUUGGAAUCCGAAAUGUUUUUGUUAAUGAUAAUUACCAAACAUGCAAAACAACUUCGCAUAAAUAUUUGUUGGUUUUUUAUCCAAAAACAGAAGUCAAGACUCUAAGUGAAAAAGAUUUUCCCAAUUUCAAGUUCGAUUUGAAAUCAUUUUCGGACCUUCAAUCUCAACCCUGUUUGAAUGACCAACUUCUCAUCGAGAAGCUAAUGGAAAUAACACUUGAAGAUCAUGAAGGCAAUCGUUUGGCUUGCACAUUAUGGGGCGAGUAUGUGGAGAAAUUCUUGAAUUGUCUGACGCAAGGUGUUCCGGGACCUUUUAUCUUACUUCUUAGUUUCUGUAAGCCUAGGCGAUACCAGGGCUCGGUAACUGUUUCAACUUCUUUUCAUGUCACGAAGAUGAUUUUUGAUGGUAACUCUGAUGAAGUUAAUCAAUUCCGAGCUAGCCUACCUCUACAAGUUGAUGAUGGGAGUAGCCUGAAUACUUUGAUAAUGGAUUGUGGAAAUGAAGAAGUGAAUGAGCGCCUAAAAAUCACCCCUUUGAAGACUCUUAUUGAUACAACAAAGCCCGGGACAUAUUGGAUUCUCGGAUGCCACAUGGGGUUUACAAGUUUAAAGUUAGUGUCCACGUUUUUGACAUCACCGGUCAUGCUUCCUUUACGCUUUGGGACAGAGAGUGCAAAGACAUUUUGGAGAAAGAUGGACCCAAAUUUGUUCCCGGAAGAGCUGAACCAUUUAAUUGGGAGAAAAAGUUUGUUUAAUGUUGUUGUCAAGUCCGAGGGUGGUAGUCCUCAUUGGAACGGUCCUAGGUCUUUUGGUGUGCGGUCUUUCGUUUCGGAUCCAAGAAUUCUCAAGAAGUAUGAACAUGUUUUGGACAUUGUUGAUGAUGACUCAAAGGAAGAUGUUGAUUUGUGGAAUUCUCUUGAAGAUCUUAGUCAAAAAGUUCAAACAGUGAUUGGAUCAAACAACCCAAGUUCUAGCCAAGGCGAGACGACUUCACGGAAGAAGAUGGAUGCUAUUGAUGGUAAUGAUCCGGUUAAGAGACAACUUCUUGACGAGCUAUCAACUACAUCUUGCAAGAAGAAGGCUACUAAUACCAAAGAAAGCGUGGGAAACAUAGCAAUAAAUACAAAUCAAUAUCUUCAGGUGGCUGCAUCUUUAAUUAUGGGUCCUGUUACGUGUACUGCUUCUCCAUUGUCAAACAUAACAAAUGUUAUUGUCACAACGCCAUUUGAUCGUUUACCCUCGACUCCAUUAACUCAUGCCAAUUCUUCAUCGCUAAAUUCAACAAUCCGAGACACAUCUCUACUGAAGAGUUGUGUUACACAGGACAACGUUGGUACGAAAAGAAAAAAUCUUGAUGGAGAAGAAGAUCAUCUCGAUGCAGAUGCAGAUGUUGUUAGAGAUUUGGAAAUGGAUUUCAUCGAUGCAGAGGAUUUUACACCUAAUCAUCGAGUAAAUGUUUCCCGGAGGAACCUUUUACACAACGUCGAGUAUUGGGACGUUGGUGAUUGCCUUUAUAGUUGUAAAAACUAUAAAGCUUAUUUUUGGCUGGAAGAACGACUUAUUAGUCAAUCAUCCAAGAAGAAUCCAAAAUAUUCGUUGUGUUGCAAACAAGGAAAGAUCAAACUAGCCCCUGUCAAGCAACCACCAAUGCCUCUAAAGGAUUUGCUUAUCGGGACAGAUGUUGAGAGUAAGCACUUUCAGACUAAUAUUCACUCUUAUAACUGCAUGUUCUCUUUCACAUCUCUGGGUGGCAAGAUUAUUAGAGAUUAUACCCCGGGUAGAGGUCCACCAACUUUUAAGCUUGGAGGACAAAAUUUUCAUCAGAUUGGCAGUUUGGUACCCCGAGAUGGGAUAGUCCCUAAAUUUGCUCAACUCUACAUUUACGACACGCAAAAUGAAGAUUUCAAUAGAAUCCACUCUGUGAGGAAAGAAGACAACGUCCACUCAUUACAUAUCGAGAUUGUUGCUAAAAUUAGGGAAAUGUUGGAUACUCACAAUGUCUUGGUGAAGUCAUUUCGAAUGAUGUCUUGCGAUAAGAAUAACGAGAGCAUGUCAGAAUUUGGGGAGUGGAUGGCAAAGAUUAGUGAUGGCACGGCUGGAGAUGAGAAUGACGGAUCAAGUGAGAUUAUUAUCCCUGACGAUAUGUUGUUAGAAAGCACGGAUGAUCCUAUAGGAACUAUAGUUCAUUCAACGUAUCCAGAUUUCCACAAUAUUGCAAGUGAUCCAACAUAUUUGCAGAAUCGAGCCAUUCUUGCACCAACUCUAGACGUUGUGGAUGAAAUCAUUGACUACAUGACAUCAUUGAACAACGUUGGAGAAGCGAAAAGCUACUUUAGCUCUGAUACCGUGUGUAAAUCUGAUUCAAAUGCAGAUUUUUUGACCAAGUACUUCUUCGCCCUCUUCUAGGAGGCAAUUAGAAUGUUAUGAAUAUAUAUACUGUUAGAAUAAAGGCCCAACGCUAGAGGGGGGGUGAAUAGCGUUUAAAACAAAAUCGCAGGAAAUUAAAACGAGAGCGUUAAAGUAAAGAGCGUAAAGAAGGAGCACACCGGAUUUUAUCCUGGUUCACCACAACGUGUGGCUAAUCCAGCCCCCCGAGAGACUCUCUCGAGCUACACUAACUCCGUUAAGCUUAAGGGUGCUUAACAAACCGAUACAACUUGAGAACCCGAGUCACACGAGCCUCAACACCUUUGCUCGGAGAUACCGCACUCCAAGACUUCUCACGAAGGAACAAGAAACUUCCUUCGAGUUUACAACAAGGGAACAAACUCCCUUAAAGUGUAUGAAAACACUUAAACACUCAGGAAUGAAACUCUCACAAAGAGUAGAUAUGAGUGAACUAGUAAACGCUCAAGAACACGACAAUUUCUUCAAGAAUUGGCUCUCAAAUAGCUAAGAAAAAUAGGAAUGAUUA
Cuscuta campestris is the source of this 4350-nucleotide messenger RNA. Lineage: Eukaryota; Viridiplantae; Streptophyta; Magnoliopsida; Solanales; Convolvulaceae. The record is from the annotation of a GenBank genome assembly.